CUUGGGUACUAGUCAGCGGCCAUAUUGUGAAGGAGGGAGACGGUGGCGCACGGUGUUGAUGUUCUAGAGUAAAACACUAAUUUUAACCCGGUAUAAGUGAGGGUAAAUCGUUACUAGUAUCACCAGAAACUUUAAAGUAUAUCACAAUGGAUGACAAAACACAGAUGAAAGAGUUAGACCAGUGGAUAGACCAGCUGAUGGAGUGUAAACAGUUGGCGGAGAAUCAAGUGAAAACAUUAUGUGAAAAGGCUAAAGAAGUCCUUGCAAAGGAAAGCAAUGUACAAGAAGUAAAGUCUCCAGUCACAGUCUGUGGGGAUGUUCACGGACAGUUCCAUGACCUCAUGGAACUUUUUAAGAUAGGAGGACGGUCCCCAGACACAAAUUAUCUCUUCAUGGGAGAUUAUGUUGAUAGAGGUUAUUAUUCUGUAGAGACUGUCACAUUGUUAGUAUGUUUAAAGGUACGGUUCCGUGAACGCAUAACUAUUCUCCGUGGCAACCACGAGUCCCGACAGAUUACCCAGGUGUAUGGGUUUUAUGAUGAAUGUUUACGUAAAUAUGGAAAUGCAAAUGUUUGGAAGUACUUUACUGAUUUGUUCGACUACCUACCUUUGACUGCGCUAGUCGACAGUCAAAUAUUCUGCUUGCAUGGUGGAUUGUCCCCAUCAAUAGACACACUUGAUCACAUUAGGGCACUUGAUCGGCUGCAGGAAGUACCUCAUGAGGGUCCCAUGUGCGAUCUCUUAUGGUCCGAUCCAGAUGACCGUGGUGGCUGGGGCAUCUCUCCACGAGGUGCGGGCUACACUUUUGGUCAAGACAUAUCUGAGACCUUUAAUCACUCUAAUGGUCUCACUUUGGUGUCACGAGCUCACCAGUUGGUUAUGGAAGGUUAUAACUGGUGCCAUGAUCGAAAUGUUGUUACAAUCUUCUCUGCACCAAACUACUGUUAUCGUUGUGGUAACCAGGCAGCCAUUAUGGAGCUUGAUGACUCCCUGAAGUAUUCAUUCCUCCAGUUUGAUCCAGCACCAAGGAGAGGGGAGCCUCACGUAACACGCCGAACACCAGACUAUUUCCUGUAAAUUCUUGCUUCUGUUUUUCUCACCACCAACAUCGCCACCAUCAUUUUACUACAGUAUGCCAUAAUGCAGUUAUUGUUGGCUACCGUCUCAAGGGUUUUUCGUUUGUUUGCUCAUUAGGCAAAGUUGAUGAUAAAUGAUAUUUUGACAUGAAUUAGCAGUUCUGUUAAAAAUUAUGAUGAUUUCUCUUUAUUUUCUUUAUUUUAAAUUUUUUAGGGGAUGGGUUUACCCAAAACCUGCCUUUACAUAAACUUCUGAUACAUAUUAAGUGGCAGUAAUGUACCAGGAAUUACUAUUUUUGGAGGAAACUGCUGGCUCAGUUGCCAUUGCUGUUAAGUAAAGACUUGUUUCAUUUUCAUGUAGUACAGGUAACUAUAACAUGUCAAUGUCUGGGCUAUGUUCCCUGUUCUGAGAUACUUGACAGUUCUAGACUGCAUUUUUAGCCUGUGCAAAGGCUAGGUCAGGGUGGGGCAGUGAAUGUCGGUGCAUUUCAGCAUAUCCUACAUUUCUUUUUUCCCGUCAUACUUAAGACCAAGGUCUAAGUUAGUCCCUUACAUAAUCAUGAAAGUAGCUUUUAUAAGAUAAUAGAAAUCACAAAAUAUUAAAUUUUUUGGACUUGGGAGGUCAUAUACAAGGUUGAUGAUAUUGCUUGAAAUAUCAUAGCUGGCUAAGUGUGUGCAGUCAUUUUCAAAAGCAAAUUUAAAUCACAAUUUGUAUAAUCAGUGGGAAACAUGCCUUAGCUUUAAAUGCUUAGGUGCAUGCACGCAUUUUAGGAGUCCGUGAGACAGAUUAACUGCAGAAUGAGCAUUGAAACUGGGUAUUUAUAGCUAAGUCAUAAAGUUUUCCAGGUUUCAUCUGAAUAAUUUAUCUGGGAGGUAGUCCUUUUAGUAUUUCAUGUUUGCCUCUCUGAGUGUAAAGAGUUGAGCUAGAAGACUAGAGUAUAUUAUUUAUUGCUAUUUUAUAUAGUACAGUAUAAAUGUACUGUCAUGCCACAGUGGCCGAGCUGUUUAAUGCUCUUUAGACACCGUAUAUUUACUAAAGUCUGAGCAGAGAGAGAGAGAAUUAAGUUUUAAGGUUCUCAUUAUUGUUGCUUUGUAUAGGUAAGUUGAUAAUGUUAUCACCCAAUUGACCAGAGAUAGUUAUUGUAUGUUUGGCUCCUGACAGACAACUAGAAACUCUGUGACCAAUGUCAUACAAACUAUGGAAGAACAAUAAAGCAGUUCUCAUGAAAUGGGUCAAUCUGUAACACAACUGCUAAAAUGCGAAGUGUUUUCACCCAUUUCAAGUGUAAGGCAAUUAAUGUAUGAAUACUAUUAUGUGAAUGAAAUUUUUGGCCCUAAAUUUCAGAUUAUUGUGACAUGAAAUGGGUGUGGAAAUCAUUUCAUAUCAUGGGUCAACAUUCUUAAGUCAUGUUUUCCAGCCUAUGCCUCCACUAAGCUUAUGCAUUUCUAUGUUGCCAUUCUUGCUGCUUUAGUACUGCCCCCCUUUUGUAUAAUCUUUUUUAUUUUAUUUUUUUUUCUUGAAUUACAAUCCUUAAACUGUGAUGUUGGUGGAGACAUCGGUUUUGGACAACUAUUUAUAAUCACAACUAUUGAAUAGCCUAGUUUGUGUAAUAAUAUGAUACAUCAAAGAAAUAUUUUAAAAGUAUUAUGCAGGAUUUGUUGUGUAUAAAAUAUAAAUGAUAGGCUUCAACAAUUUACCCUUCAUAUCGAGUUCAACUGCAUAAGGAGAUAUAUAUAUAUAUAUAUAUAUAUAUAUAUAUAUAUAUAUAUAUAUAUAUAUAUAUAUAUAUAUAUAUAUAUAUAUAUAUAUAUAUAUAUAUAUAUAUAUAUAUAUAUAUAUAUAUAUAUUCUUUUGCAUUUCAAGAUUUAGUGCAAGUAAUUUAGUAUUACCAUCAUCUAUCUAGGACCAGAGAAUGCUCUUUGUUUAUUUCCUGUUGUAGUAGACUGUGAGGUUAGAUAACAGCACAAUUGUCAGGACAUAAGUAUCAUGGAUGUUUGCUUUUUUUUUUUCGUGUUAAUGUUUCUUUAUAUUGGUAGUCAGAUUGGUUACUUAAAAGUUGAUCAAUAUGUCUGGUAAAUCGGUUGCAACUAGAACAGCUGGAACUUCUCUGUACUGUCAUAUUCUGUGCUGUCAUAUCCAAUGAUUCUUUGAUACCAAUUCCUUCAUGUUUCUGUUCACCUUACUUGUGAAAGCCCCAUCUUUUGUGGUUUUAUUACAGUUGCUGCUCAUCCUGUGUUAGUCAAGUCACAUUAACCAACAUAUUCUGCCAUGGAGGUGUGUAGCCUUCCAUUAUCUUAAUGAGCAAGUAAAUGUAACUUGCAUAAACAGCAUGGUUGUGUGAACACUUGUAACAAAUAGUUCUACUUCAAUAAAGUGAAAGAAACUAAAAAAAAAUUCAACCAUAAUAUUAUAUAGUAUGAAACUUAA
This is a messenger RNA of Homarus americanus (American lobster), 3503 nucleotides long. It is a transcript of the gene mts, whose product is annotated as serine/threonine-protein phosphatase 2A catalytic subunit beta isoform. Gene Ontology annotation, biological process: peptidyl-serine dephosphorylation; mitotic cell cycle. Lineage: Eukaryota; Metazoa; Arthropoda; Malacostraca; Decapoda; Nephropidae. The transcript is spliced from 5 exons. The record is from RefSeq and is a predicted model, not a curated record. Gene Ontology annotation, cellular component: cytosol. Gene Ontology annotation, molecular function: protein serine/threonine phosphatase activity. Bases 147 to 1076 code for a protein of 309 amino acids.